AUGUUAAUAGAGGUUCAAUUGGAUCCUAAUGAAAUGAAUAAACAGAUUACUACAAAUGGAAUUACAUCAGAUACUAUAAAUAAUACUUCUACUAAAAAUUCGAAAUUAUCAUCUUUCACUUUAUUAUCUUCAUCAACAUCAUCAACAUCAACAUCAUCAAUGUCUUCAUCAACUUUACCUAAUUUAUUAUCUUUAAAACAUGAUGAAAAUAAAAUUUCUGAAGAAAAUUCAAAAUUCAAUGUUUCAAAUAAACCUACAGUACGAAAUAUUCUUGCAACUCCACAUAAAAUACCAAUAUAUUAUUUAAGUCGUGGAAAUAAUUCACAAUUAAUUGAUACAGUUAUGACUGAAUUAGGCUGGAAACGUACAUUUGAUCGACAUGCAGAUUAUACAUUACGUUGGACAGAGAAUAGUAUUCAAAUUAAUUAUGGGAUAUUUAAAGAAGGUGAACAACUUGUGAACCAUAUACCGAAUUGUGGAUUGCUUACAAAUAAACUUGGAUUAUUAAUAAGUCUUCGUGAUUAUGAAAGACGUUAUCAAAAUAGGUUUGGACGAUUACCUAUUAUGGUGAUGGACGAUUUCUUUCCAAAGACAUUUAUUGUUGAUGAUUUAAAGGAACGAGAAGCUUAUUUUAAGUUACAAGAAAAUGAUGAAGCACCACAUAUGUGGAUCUGUAAACCAAUUGGUCAAAAUCAAGGCAAAGGUAUAUUUUUAGUAAGAGAUAUUGAAGAGUUUAAGGUACAUUUAAAAAAUCGAGAUGAAGAAGCACGUCAUCAACCAUCCGGACUUUUACCAAGAAUAAUUCAAAGAUACAUCAUCAAUCCAUUAUUACUUGAUGGUUGUAAAUUUGAUAUUCGAUGUUAUGUUCUUAUAGCCUGUACAAUGCCUUAUUUAGUAUUUUAUCAUCCUGGAUAUAUUCGACGUUCGGCUAAGCCGUAUUCAAAUCAAGAUCAAAAUCUUAUAACACACUUGACUAAUCAGUUUGUUCAAAAAAAGGAUCCAGCCUAUGCAGAAGUAAAAAAUAACACAGUUUGGAGUUGGUCACAAGUUAAUGACUAUAUUAAUAAACAUUACCGAGAAGAAAAGAAAUUACCAGUUGAUUGGACUAAAACAGUUCUUCAGUGGAGGAUUCAGAGAAUUAUUCAUCAUGUAUUUACUACAGUUAAAAAUAGAUUAGCUGCAAAAAUUGGAUUUUUCGAAUUACUUGGGUUAGACUUUAUGUUGGAUGAAAAUAUGAAAGUAUGGCUACUUGAAGUUAAUUCAAAUCCAGCAUUACAAACUCAUUGCGAUGUUUUAAAAGAAGUUGUACCAGUUGUAGUGAAGGAUGCUUUACAUAUCAGUAUUGAAUGUUUUGAAAAAAGUCGUCAUCAGAAGUGUUUACUUCCACUACAUGGUCUUGACAAUUUAUCCGCUUUCGUAUUUUGUCAACGAAGUAAUAGAUAUAUGAGAACAAGUUUAGAUGAAAUGCCGAUUGUGAAUAAAAUCAGUGGUGAUUUAGGUGUACCGACCGGAUGGAAUUUAUUAUACAAUGAAUCACAAGCUGCAUUUCGUGCACGUUGGCCAAUACUGCAAUCAUGUAGUCUUCGUUGUUGGAUUCCACCUAGAUAUAAACCACCUAUUAUUCAUAAUAAUCCUAAUUUACAACGGCCUGUUAAUGAUAACAAUACUGAACAAAACAAGUCUAAUAGUGUAUCACUGCAAACAUGCGGGUCAACAACUGCAACCAACGAAAAUGUAAAUAUGUCAGGCCAUACAACAGAUGUAGUUAACUGUACUUCAAAAGAGCAAAACAUUUCAAAAAAUACUAUAUCUAAUCAACUUUUCCAUCCACGUUUAUCCUUACCGGAAUACCGUACCUUUGAAUCCAGUUUAAGACGAUAUCCUGUUACAUCUAAUACAAUGAAUAACAAAAUAUUGCCACGAAGAAAUACUUUGGCUAGACAAUCAUUACAGAAUUCAAAACAAACUAUUCAUUUACAAGAUAUCAUUGAUAAGAUUCCUCAACCAGAGUCAUUUAUUACUGUGAAACAACCUAAAUAUCAAAAUAAGACAAUCAAUGCAAAUACUAGUAAUAGUAAUAAUACUAGUACUAAUAAUAAUAACAAUAAUAAUAGUAAUAGUAGACGAAUAAUAACAGAUGAUGGAAAUCAAUCUACAAAACAACUGAUAUCUAAUCUAUACGAUUGUCCAAAGAGUAAACAUGAUUUAGAAGUACUUAGUGAAGAUGAAAUUUUAACUGGUAAACGUAAAACUAAACCUAAAUUAAAUUUAAUAUCCAUCAGUAGAGAACCUGUACAAAUUAGUAGAGUACAUUUAAUAACAAAUUCAGAUAUUGUUAAAGUAUUUAAUCAUACUACUACUAAUAAUUUUAGAAAAUCAAAUCAUAAUAACAAAAAUAUAAUUCCUCCAACUACACCGAAACAUUUAAAUAUUAAAUCAAAGAAUCAAUCCACAAGAAUUGGUGGAACAUCAGCUGAUCAUAUAUAUAAUAAUAUUGAUAAUAUUCAAAAUAAAAGUAAAUUAAUUGGUAGACCUUAUGCUAGUUCAAAUAAAUUACAUUUCAUAGAAUCUAAUGAUUUAAUUACAGUUACUUAUGAAACUAAAAAUUUUAUAAAUAAAUCACAAAAUAUCCAUUAUUCAUUAGAAGACAGGGGAAGUUAAAACUCAUUUAUAACCAAAAUUUAAAAAAGGAUUGUAUUUCAUGUUGUUAUUAUCAAGAUUAUUAUAAUGUAUUUUACAAUUUGCUAGCUGUUUGUUUGUUUGUUUGAUCAAUGUACUAUGAGAAACCUUUUUUUUCUUAUUCAUUUAGUAUCGUUUUAAUCAAAUCAGUUUGCUUGUUUAUUAAUUUGUUAUUUGUAAAUAUGUAUAACUCUAUGGAUUAGUAUACAUGUGUAUGAGGAUGAUGAUGGUGGUGGUUGUGGUGGCGGCGGUGGUGGGAGGCAAGCAUGAGUUUAGGCAUUUAUUACUUUAUUUUGUACGUUAAUUUGUCAUUUCAGCAACAACAACAACAACAAGAUUGUAUUUACCCAACUAUAUAUUUUCAGCUAAUAGUUUGCACUAUCUUAAAUAUGUACAAUUGUUGAAAACUACAUAGAUUACAGUGAACAGUUGAAUUUAGUUGUUUUUAUUCAUUUCUUGCUAAAUUUAAGCUAUAUGAAGAGUUUUCCUUUAUUUGAAUAAGUAUUGUCCAUUCAUAUUAUUUAAUCCAUACUGGUGAUAUUAGUGUUUAUAGUUGUGUGUGUGUGUAUGUUUACAUUUACGUUGCAUACUGGAGAGAUUAUAUUCAUCAUUUGUUUAUUCCAACUCUUGGACACGUGUAUAAUAAAUGUGUCAUGUGAAUUCUUCUAUCAUUAUUAUUACUAUCAUUGUUAUCGAUAAAUGUUUUUCCAUAAGGACAACUAGAAAUUUCAUUGUUUAUAAUCGCAUGUAGUUUUUUUUUGGGGGGGGGAAGGGGGUUCUUUCCUUUGUAUUUCUGAUUUUGUGAACUUUUGAUGAUUGUUUUCUGGAAUAUUUUUUGAUUUAUUAAGACUUCAUAAUUUCUUCUGUAUUUAAUUCAUUUCGUUUACUCUUUUAUUAAGUGAAUAAGAAAUUUAUUGGGAUUUUUGUCAAUAGUUUAAUCUUUAUUAGUUAGAAGAGUAAAGAAUAUUUUUUUGAUGUAAUAUGUAAGAUUUGAGCAUGGAAACUAAUCUAUUGUACUUAAUAAAACUUUUCAUUAAAACUAUCGAUUCCGUUAAUUCUUUGUAAAGAUUUACACUUUUCCAGUAGUCAAUAUUCAUGGGUACAUUUGAUCAACCCUUGAAAAAUACUGAUAAACGUAAUAGGUAUUGAACAAGUUACUAAUCGUUAUUAAUGCUAAGAACUGAAGUUUGA
Schistosoma rodhaini is the source of this 3870-nucleotide messenger RNA. NCBI's taxonomy places the organism in Eukaryota, Metazoa, Platyhelminthes, Trematoda, Strigeidida, Schistosomatidae. The record is from the annotation of a GenBank genome assembly.